Oikopleura dioica is the source of this 774-nucleotide messenger RNA. NCBI's taxonomy places the organism in Eukaryota, Metazoa, Chordata, Appendicularia, Copelata, Oikopleuridae. The record is from the annotation of a GenBank genome assembly.
AUGGAGCUGUUUCCUGAAGUAGAUUCGGAUGUUUCUAUUUUCUCGGAUGCAUCGAAUUCGGAUUGCGGAAGCGUCUUCUCUGACGAACCAACUACUAGCGAGCUUUUGGAGCACAUGUCCUUCUCAGAGGAGGAUGAGAUUGACGAUGCGAAAGAAGAGGAGCAAGCAGAUUUCGCUGUCGAUGAGAUCACUGCGCCUCUAGAACUGAUUGAGGAGAAAUCAACAAGGACUACUUCGAGUCGAAAAACUUCGACUCCGAUCAGAGAGAAUCAGUCGCCGCCGAAAAAAGCUCGUUUCGUUCGACGAACUGUCGACGGAAGCACGAACUCUUUGCCGAAAAAGACGAAUGCAGAAGUCGAACCAGUGGCGGAAUUCAAGCUGCGGGCGUCCUCCUUGCGAUCUUUCCGCGCUUCGGCCGAGAAAGAAAACGCCCAGGAAGGGGCACCAGCGCCGCGGCAGCGAUCGGCAACGGAACUGAAGAGCUACUCGCAAGUUCUCUCGCCGAACAGAUUCGAGAACAGAAAGAAGAUCUUCGAUAACGCGGCGGCGACUAACGAGAUCUCGAGAAAGCGCGCCUUCGCGAACAGAAACAAGAUUGAACCGCCGCACUUCAAUCAGUCAAAAAUGGAAAUGAUCAAAAACAAAUUCGAAGAGCGGGCUAAUGGCGGAGCUGGUUGCAAUCAGUUCGAAAUGACACUGGUGGAAGAAGACCGAGAAGAACAAAAACGUCGCCACCAGGAAAACAUGAUGAAGUUUGAGCGCAUUUUCAACUAG